Messenger RNA from Drosophila biarmipes, 285 nucleotides. RefSeq lists its product as uncharacterized. The record is from RefSeq and is a predicted model, not a curated record. The transcript has a single exon. Bases 40 to 186 code for a protein of 48 amino acids. NCBI's taxonomy places the organism in Eukaryota, Metazoa, Arthropoda, Insecta, Diptera, Drosophilidae.
AAGACUCUACCCCUGAGUUCGAAGCGGAGAUCAGCGGAGAUGAUUGCCACAACGGUGUGUUUUUACCUGGUGCUGUUGGCCAUAUUAAUGGCGUUCCUUUCCCCAUCGGCAGAUGGUUGCUUCAUUCUGUUGGCCUGUCUGUUGAGGUCCCCUUACUGUCCGUACAACACCACAUCGUCUGGAUAAUAGAGUAUACAUUUUAUUUUUGCCCCUUCCCACGCCAAAUAAAUACUACUAUGCCUUAACAAAAUUAUAUUAUCAUAAUAAAUGUACAAUUGCUACUUA